AUGUCUCGUGGUGGUACAACACUCUAUGUCACCGGCUUCGGAGCUGGAAUCCGUGCUCGCGAUCUUGCCUACGAAUUCGAACGCUAUGGCCGUUUGGUCCGCUGUGAUAUCCCAGCUCCUCGAACCGCCGCAUCUCGUCUGUUUGCUUUCGUUGAGUAUGAGUCCCGUCGCGAUGCAGAUGAUGCCUACCAUGAAAUGCACAACAAGCGAAUUGGUCGGGAUGAUUUGUUGAAGAUUGAAUGGGCCCGCACACCUCCCUCGGCUUCUUGGCGAUUCGAUACUGGUGAGGACCGUCCAGCCCGUCGUGAUGGAGGUAGAGAUAGCGGGAGAGAACGUGGUGGAGGUAGCCGCCGUUCUCCUCGACGUCGUUCAAACUCUCCCCGACGUGGCCGUGGCGACUACACUCCCCGUAAGGAUGACCGAGAUCGCCGGGACCGGGACUACGACAGACGAGACCGUGACCGAGCCGAUCGCUCACGCAGCCCAGAUGAUCGGGACCGUGAGAUCAAGGAAGAACGUGAUGAUACCCGUGAACCCGGAGCCAAUGGAGAUGACAGGAAAGUUACCAUGGAUUCUCCUCCACCAGCGCAUGAUGAACUGGACACCGCCGAGUAA
Molecule: messenger RNA, 615 nt
Organism: Sclerotinia sclerotiorum 1980 UF-70
Lineage: Eukaryota; Fungi; Ascomycota; Leotiomycetes; Helotiales; Sclerotiniaceae
Exons: 7
Coding region: 1-615 (204 amino acids)
Biological process (GO): mRNA splicing, via spliceosome
Cellular component (GO): nuclear speck
Molecular function (GO): RNA binding
Source: RefSeq, a predicted model, not a curated record